GCAAUGAAAGCCACAUCUCCACGAGCAGUGCCUAAUCAUGUUGUGGGGGACUCGUAGAUGAGAGCAACAGCUAGCUCGAGUGCGAGGGUAUCAUAAGGAGGAAGAAGGACCAGUAAAAAUGCUUCUUUUUUACCAUCACAUACGUCCAUUUGAGUAGGGUGGAAGGAAGAGGAUAUAAAUUUGUAGUAACAAUUGCUGCUAGCUUUUGCUGUCCUGAUCAAACAUUCUCCUUUCUCUCGACCCCUUCGAUUAUCCUCCACUUUCCAAACCCUAGAUUGGAAUUUAACCGAAGCAGCAGCGGGUUGCGGGAUGGGGCGAGGGAAGAUUGAAAUCAAGCGCAUCGAGAACACGACCAACAGGCAGGUGACCUUCUGCAAGCGCCGGAACGGUCUUCUCAAGAAGGCCUACGAGCUGUCCGUCUUGUGCGACGCUGAGGUCGCACUCGUCGUCUUCUCCAGCCGCGGACGCCUCUAUGAGUACGCCACCAAUAGUGCGCGAACUACAAUUGAGAGGUACAAGAAAGCCUGCAGGGAUACCGCCAACACUGGUCAUGCUUCAGAAGUCAAUGCUCAGUAUUACCAGCAGGAAUCGUCAAAGCUCCGUCAGCAAAUCAACCAAUUACAGAGUACAAACAGACAUUUGCUGGGUGAGUCUCUCGCAUCCAUGAGCCUACGAGACAUCAAGCAACUUGAGACUAGGUUGGAGAAAGGCGUGACUAAAAUAAGAUCCAAGAAGAAUGAGUUGAUGCUUGCUGAAAUUGACUAUAUGCAGAGAAGGGAGAUGGAGCUGCAAAAUGGCAAUAUGUACCUGAGAAACAAGCAGAUAGCUGAGUGUGAGAGAGCACAACAGAUGACUGUAUUUCCAUCAUCCACAACAACAAUUGGGUACGAGGUGGUGCCACCUUAUGAUUCCAGAAACAUGUUGCAAGUGAAUAAUACUAUGCAGACUGAUGAACAGUAUAGCCACCACCAGCAGAUUAAUCUGCAACUGGGGUGAGAUAAAACAACGGAGAUGCUUCUGGAAAUACAUGUCUAAUUAGUGCAACUAGUUAUUAUAGAACGAAAAAAAAAAAGUGUAUGGCCAUGAUUGUUGAACGUAUAUAUAGUCCUCUCCAUGUCCAAUACCCAUGGUGCUUGGUAGAAGACCAUUAAAUAUAUAUUUGCGUUUAAAUAAUCACUUUGUAUGGUUUAGAUAACUCUAUAUGUUGUAACUAUAUAAUAUUGUCCUUUAUGUACACUAACAAGUCUUUGUUUGAACUGUA
Molecule: messenger RNA, 1261 nt
Organism: Zingiber officinale
Lineage: Eukaryota; Viridiplantae; Streptophyta; Magnoliopsida; Zingiberales; Zingiberaceae
Product: agamous-like MADS-box protein MADS1
Exons: 9
Coding region: 310-996 (228 amino acids)
Biological process (GO): positive regulation of transcription by RNA polymerase II
Cellular component (GO): nucleus
Molecular function (GO): protein dimerization activity; RNA polymerase II cis-regulatory region sequence-specific DNA binding; DNA-binding transcription factor activity, RNA polymerase II-specific
Source: RefSeq, a predicted model, not a curated record